AUGUUGCUUGGGGGUGACAUUGGCGAGAGCACGGAGGGGACACUGCUCGAGUUUACUGUCGGGGACAUUGAUUUGGAUGAACCUACAGCUGUGCUAUCUCAGUUGAACGUGUGGUUGAAUGAUAAAGGUAAAGCUCUGGCACAAGGGGUCCAAUUACGAAAAAGGAAGAGGAUCAUUCCUUUGUGGAAGAUCGUUGAAGGCAGUGAAUUGGUUCCAAAAACUGGGGCACAGACAACCGGACUGAAGAUGUUAGACCCAAUGAAGGCGAUUCCGCAUGAUGAUCUGGUGAAAUUGCUGAAACUUUGUUGGGAAUGGCGCCAGGACCCAAAUUUGGUGAUGCAAUUUGGCAACGUGGAAGCUGAGAUUGAAUUCUUCGCUUCCCUCGUGAAAGCUGAUGGUUGGCUGAAAGGAGAUCACAUUGAUUUGGGGUUGUAUCUCAUCCGGAAGCGACAACAACAAUUGGAGACAGAUUCGGUAGAAGUAGCGGACUGGACAACGACCGAUGUUUUUUUUAUGUACUUGCUUUGCGGAUAA
This is a messenger RNA of Prunus persica (peach), 534 nucleotides long. RefSeq lists its product as uncharacterized. Lineage: Eukaryota; Viridiplantae; Streptophyta; Magnoliopsida; Rosales; Rosaceae. The coding region runs from base 1 to 534 and encodes 177 amino acids. The record is from RefSeq and is a predicted model, not a curated record. The transcript is spliced from 4 exons.